UCGGUUUGGGAGCAUAUUGAUCGUUAGGAUUUGGCGCCAUUUUAUUUUCUUAAGCACUAACGCAUGCAACAGCGACAGCAAAAUGGCCCCAACACCAAAAAAAAGAAACACCAAAAAGUCGCCACAGAAAUCGAAGGCUGAUCACAAUAAAACUAAUCAGAUACACAAUGAUUUGCUCUGGGUUUAUAUGCCCACCGCUAAAUGUUUUGGCAUUAAUUUGAACUACAAGAAGCCGGCCAGCUUUGAGAGCACCGAAGCAGAAAAUGAUUGGCGUGAGAAGUCAAUCGAAGAGGCGCUCGAAUUAAAGAUUAAAUUGGAGUCUGGUCAGAUCGAUCCCAAGUCCUUGGCCGAGACCGAGCGCAUUGUAAUUGAGCCCGUGCGCAGUGAGAUACCCAAGCAGGAGGCGGAGCGUUUCAGAAAGGAGCUGAUCGACCAGGAGCAUGCCUUGUUUAUGGAACGCGACUUCAUUCAACUUUCGCAGCAGCUGCGAGAAUGUUUGGGGUUGGGUUGCGCCAAAGUUGGUCUUUGCCUGAAGAUACUCGAUCAGCUCAAGGAUGUUGAGCUAAAUAAAUUGAUGCUGUUGCGCAAUCCGGAAUGCGUAGAUAUCAUGCGUCAAUUGCGACAUUAUGUUGGCAACUUGGACCUGUGGAAAAUGGAUAAAAAUGAUGAGGAAGAAUUCAAAAAGAGGGCGACUAUUAUCCGGAAAGUGUCGACGGGCAUUUAUGACACGUUCAAGACGCUCUUCAACACCGAUCCCAAAGAGAACUUCUGGAUUGAGUUCUGCGAGAAGGUGAAGGUCUACAAGGCCUACACGACCAGAAUCAAUGAUAAUCUGCGCAUCACAAUGAGCCAGCAGAGCUACGAUAAUCUGGUCAAGACAAAGAAUGAAGAGAAUGAGAAAUCAGAGGAAGGUGCCAAAAAUUAAACAGCCAAAUGAUAAUUAAAUGUGCACCGCUUAGUUUUAUAAGAAUAAAUAAGAUCAAAACUCUCGCACGAGCGGAAGGGGGUUACUGUGAAGUUAUGAAGGACUUUAAAACUCAAAAAACCAUGGAAUUGACAGAUCAUUUUUGAGUAGUUAAAAUAAAAAAAAAACAUAUCGGACACUUCAAUCUGAUAAAUUU
Drosophila grimshawi is the source of this 1121-nucleotide messenger RNA. RefSeq lists its product as uncharacterized. The record is from RefSeq and is a predicted model, not a curated record. The transcript is spliced from 3 exons. Bases 83 to 925 code for a protein of 280 amino acids. NCBI's taxonomy places the organism in Eukaryota, Metazoa, Arthropoda, Insecta, Diptera, Drosophilidae.